Molecule: messenger RNA, 653 nt
Organism: Arabidopsis thaliana (thale cress)
Lineage: Eukaryota; Viridiplantae; Streptophyta; Magnoliopsida; Brassicales; Brassicaceae
Exons: 2
Coding region: 1-588 (195 amino acids)
Source: RefSeq, marked reviewed
AUGGAUAUUAGUUCAUUGAUAUACUCGCGCUUUGGUGUGGUGGAUGUCCUGGUGAUGGUGGAACUGGAUGAGAAAUUGGUAAUAUGCGUGGAUAUUGGUUCACUGGUAUUUUCUUGUUUUGGUGUGGUGGAUGUCCCGGUGAUGGUGGAACUGGAUGAGGAAUUGGAAAUACGUCCGGAUAUUGCUUCACUGAUAUCUUCACGUUUUGUUGUGGUGGAUGUCCCUGCGAUGGUGGAAGUGGAUGAGAAAUUGGUAAUAUACGUGGAUAUUGAUUCACUAAUAUUUUCUUGUUUUGGUGUGGUGGAUGUCCUAGUGACGGUGGAACUGGAUGAGGAAUUGGAAAAACGCAUGGAUAUUGGUUCAUUGAUAUCUUCGCGUUUUGGUGUGGUGGAUGUUUCAGCGAUGGUGGAACUGGAUGAGAAAUUGGUAAUAUGUGUGGAUAUUGGUUCACUGAUAUUUCGUUUUGGUGUGGUGGAUGUCCUGGCGAUGGUGGAACUGGAUGAGGAAUUGGAAAUACUCCUGGAUAUUGGUUCACUGAUAUGGUGUGAUGGAAAAAGAAAUGCUCGGUUGGGAAAAUCGAGUAUCUAGCCUGCGCAAGGCCAAAUGCAAGAAAGAGUAGAGUAACCAUCAUUGUUAUUGGAGAGAGCUUCACC